AUGGCUCGGGGCCCCGUGCUCGCUGGACAGGGGAGGUGCUGGACAGGGGAGGUGCUGGACAGGGGAGGUGCUGGACAGGGGAGGUGCUGGACAGGGGAGGUGCUGGACAGGGGAGGUGCUGGACAGGGGAGGUGCUGGACAGGGGAGGUGCUGGACAGGGGAGGUGCUGGACAGGGGAGGUGCUGGACAGGGGAGGUGCUGGACAGGGGAGGUGCUGGACAGGGGAGGUGCUGGACAGGGGAGGUGCUGGACAGGGGAGGUGCUGGACAGGGGAGGUGCUGGACAGGGGAGGUGCUGGACAGGGGAGGUGCUGGACAGGGGAGGUGCUGGACAGGGGAGGUGCUGGACAGGGGAGGUGCUGGACAGGGGAGGUGCUGGACAGGGGAGGUGCUGGACAGGGGAGGUGCUGGACAGGGGAGGUGCUGGACAGGGGAGGUGCUGGACAGGGGAGGUGCUGGACAGGGGAGGUGCUGGACAGGGGAGGUGCUGGACAGGGGAGGUGCUGGACAGGGGAGGUGCUGGACAGGGGAGGUGCUGGACAGGGGAGGUGCUGGACAGGGGAGGUGCUGGACAGGGGAGGUGCUGGACAGGGGAGGUGCUGGACAGGGGAGGUGCUGGACAGGGGAGGUGCUGGACAGGGGAGGUGCUGGACAGGGGAGGUGCUGGACAGGGGAGGUGCUGGACAGGGGAGGUGCUGGACAGGGGAGGUGCUGGACAGGGGAGGUGCUGGACAGGGGAGGUGCUGGACAGGGGAGGUGCUGGACAGGGGAGGUGCUGGACAGGGGAGGUGCUGGACAGGGGAGGUGCUGGACAGGGGAGGUGCUGGACAGGGGAGGUGCUGGACAGGGGAGGUGCUGGACAGGGGAGGUGCUGGACAGGGGAGGUGCUGGACAGGGGAGGUGCUGGACAGGGGAGGUGCUGGACAGGGGAGGUGCUGGACAGGGGAGGUGCUGGACAGGGGAGGUGCUGGACAGGGGAGGUGCUGGACAGGGGAGGUGCUGGACAGGGGAGGUGCUGGACAGGGGAGGUGCUGGACAGGGGAGGUGCUGGACAGGGGAGGUGCUGGACAGGGGAGGUGCUGGACAGGGGAGGUGCUGGACAGGGGAGGUGCUGGACAGGGGAGGUGCUGGACAGGGGAGGUGCUGGACAGGGGAGGUGCUGGACAGGGGAGGUGCUGGACAGGGGAGGUGCUGGACAGGGGAGGUGCUGGACAGGGGAGGUGCUGGACAGGGGAGGUGCUGGACAGGGGAGGUGCUGGACAGGGGAGGUGCUGGACAGGGGAGGUGCUGGACAGGGGAGGUGCUGGACAGGGGAGGUGCUGGACAGGGGAGGUGCUGGACAGGGGAGGUGCUGGACAGGGGAGGUGCUGGACAGGGGAGGUGCUGGACAGGGGAGGUGCUGGACAGGGGAGGUGCUGGACAGGGGAGGUGCUGGACAGGGGAGGUGCUGGACAGGGGAGGUGCUGGACAGGGGAGGUGCUGGACAGGGGAGGUGCUGGACAGGGGAGGUGCUGGACAGGGGAGGUGCUGGACAGGGGAGGUGCUGGACAGGGGAGGUGCUGGACAGGGGAGGUGCUGGACAGGGGAGGUGCUGGACAGGGGAGGUGCUGGACAGGGGAGGUGCUGGACAGGGGAGGUGCUGGACAGGGGAGGUGCUGGACAGGGGAGGUGCUGGACAGGGGAGGUGCUGGACAGGGGAGGUGCUGGACAGGGGAGUUUUCUUUUGUUUUGGUUUUAG
This is a messenger RNA of Schistocerca cancellata (South American locust), 1737 nucleotides long. RefSeq lists its product as uncharacterized. The coding region runs from base 1 to 1737 and encodes 578 amino acids. The record is from RefSeq and is a predicted model, not a curated record. Lineage: Eukaryota; Metazoa; Arthropoda; Insecta; Orthoptera; Acrididae. The transcript has a single exon.